GGAAAUGAUUCAGGUCAGUCAUGUGUUUUGAAAAUAAGGUGUUUCAAUCGAUUCCUUUUUGUCUUCUUGUUCAUUUUUUACUUAACUAUGAACUUGUAUAUUCUUGCAGUUCAUAUUUUCUCUUUAUCUUUUUUUUUUGUAUAUGUCCUUGCUUUGUAACUGUUUAUCUAAAACUUCAACAUAUCACUGUUUCGUUGGUUACUUUAUUCCUAUUUCAUGUUUCAUCACUAUAUUUUUUUUUCUCUUUUAGAUACUAAAACUUAUUUACAAUUCAACUUCAACACAUAGAAUAAUGUUCAACAAUAUGAACGACGACUUCAUUCCGGAAACACCAGAAGAGUUCAUUUUAGUCGGAGCAGCGGAAUUAGCACGAACAAAUAUUAGUGCAGCUAUGGCCACGAUACGAUAUGGUAUGCCAUUGGAUUUUUCAAAAAAUCGCAUCAAGUUCGUAUAAUUGAAAUAUAUUCUAUCCUUUCUUUUGUAUUAUUUUCUUGUUAUUAGUUAUUUAAAAGAAUUGAAUCAUAUAUUUGUACGAGAACAAGAAGACAAAAAGGAAUCGAUUGAAACACCUUAUUUUCAAAACACAUGACUGACCUGAAUCAUUUCCGGAUUGUACACCUGCAUUACGUAUGUGAAAAAAAAACAACGAAAAUAAAAUGAAUUAUUCAAUAUAAAAUUUUCUAUUUCUUAUAUUAUUCCAUUUUUAAUUAUAAUUUAGGUAGAGUAGUCAAUCGAUGGGUCAAACAUGAAUUACGUCGCACAUCAGGUGCCAAAUGUUUAAUUUUAAUUGGACCAUCUGGUACUGGAAAAACUAGCUUCGCUAAAUCUCUACCAGGUUAUUAUAAUUAUUUUGAUGGACAAUGGCAAUUAGAUAUUUGGAAAAAUUUUACAUCGUAUUCCAUCUUCGACAAUAUUGGCUGGGAUGAAUUCGAAGAAAAACGAUUUCCGAACAAGAAACAUAUAUUGGCACAAUAUGGAUAUUUUAAUGUACAACAUGAAAUAGGAGUAUUCAUAGAGAUCAAUUGUACGCAACCAGCUAUUGUACUUCUUAACCAAAGCCUACAUGAAGGACAACUAGGGCGUCCACCAAUUACUUAUGAAGAGGAACGUGAAGCAAAGUUCUGGAAAGAGCAUGCCAUAAUCUAUCGAAUGGGUAAGCACACAUUCUCAUUUCAUCCAACAGAAUUCAUAUGA
Molecule: messenger RNA, 1194 nt
Organism: Rotaria sp. Silwood2
Lineage: Eukaryota; Metazoa; Rotifera; Eurotatoria; Philodinida; Philodinidae
Source: the annotation of a GenBank genome assembly